AUCACGUGAUCAAGAUUUCGCGCCACUUUCGUAUGCCUUUUACCUUUCUGAGGUAAAGUCGAGUUUUCCAGACGAUAUUUUCGCCGCAGAUUUGCAGUUUCUGCUCAUCUUCCUUCAUUCCAACUAUCACAGUAACUGUGUAGGGACAGAAGGACUCUCGUGCAUCACAGUUGAGCCUUUUUUGUGACAAGAAAAGCUAAAAUCCGCCAAAAUGCCACCACGAGACUACGCUGCAGAGAAAGAAAAGAUCAAGCAGUUCAUCGCUGAGUUUUAUACCAGUGGAGACAAAGGAGGAAAGGACUUCAAGUAUGCACAGCAAAUGGUCAAGAUCGCACACCGUGAGCAGGUAGCACUGACCAUUGACAUUGAGGAUGUAGCGGAGGUUGACCCUGACCUGGCCGAGGCUAUGGUGGAAAACACGCGUCGCUACAUCCACCUCUUUGCUGACGCUGUCUACGACAUGCUACCUGACUACAAACAGAGAGAGGUGGAGACGAAAGACUCCCUUGACGUGUACAUCCAGCAUCGCCUGCUGAUGGAGCAGCAGCACAGGGGUGGGGCCGAGCCACGGGAUCCACGCAACCAGUUCCCGUCAGAGCUCAUGCGCCGAUUCGAGAUCUACUUCAAGGCGCCAAGUCAGCAGAAGCCGCUGGCCAUCCGACAGGUGAAGGCGGAGAACGUGGGGAAGCUGGUGUUGGUACGCGGUAUCGUGACCCGCUGUACCGAGGUCAAACCCAUGAUGGCGGUGGCCACCUACACCUGCGACCGUUGCGGUGCAGAGACCUACCAACCUAUCAAUUCGCCCACCUUCAUGCCGCUUCAAAUGUGCCAGAGCCAGGACUGUGUCACCAACAAGUCUGGAGGACGUUUGUACCUACAGACGCGUGGCUCCAAGUUUGUGAAGUUUCAAGAGAUCAAGAUCCAGGAACAUAGUGACCAGGUGCCAGUGGGAAACAUCCCCCGCAGUAUGACCAUCUUUGCCCGUGGAGAGAUCACCCGACUGGCCCAGCCUGGAGACCAUGUACAAGUCACGGGCGUGUUCCUGCCCAUGUUGAGGACGGGAUUCCGACAGGUGACACAAGGCCUGCUGUCUGAGACGUUCUUGGAAGCUCACAAAGUGACAAAGAUGAACAAGACAGAAGAUGACGAGCUUGGAGCAGAGGAACUGUCAGAGGAAGAAAUCAAGCAGAUAGCAGAGGAUGAUUUCUAUGAAAAGCUUGCCUCUUCCAUUGCGCCUGAGAUCUAUGGCCAUGAGGAUGUGAAGAAAGCGUUGUUACUGCUCCUGGUGGGAGGUGUCGACCGUGCGCCCAAGGGCAUGAAAAUCAGAGGAAACAUCAAUGUUUGUUUGAUGGGAGACCCUGGCGUGGCCAAGAGUCAGCUGUUGUCGUAUAUCGACCGUCUGGCCCCCCGCAGUCAGUACACCACGGGCCGUGGCAGCUCCGGUGUAGGUCUGACCGCAGCUGUCAUGAAGGACCCCCUCACAGGUGAGAUGAUUCUGGAAGGCGGAGCUCUCGUUCUGGCUGACCAGGGCGUCUGCUGUAUCGACGAGUUUGACAAAAUGAUGGACGCUGACCGUACCGCCAUUCACGAGGUCAUGGAGCAGCAGACCAUCUCCAUAGCAAAGGCUGGAAUUAUGACCAGUCUGAACGCCAGAGUGUCCAUCCUAGCGGCCGCUAACCCCGCCUUCGGACGCUACAACCCCAAGAAGUCCAUUGAACACAACAUCCAGCUGCCCGCGGCCUUACUGUCCAGGUUUGACCUGCUGUGGCUCAUCCAGGACAGGCCAGACAGGGACAACGACCUCAGACUUGCCCAGCACAUCACGUAUGUGCACCAGCACAACGAGCAGCCAGCAGCACAGUUCACACCCAUUGACAUGAAACUUAUGAGGCGCUACAUCGCACUCUGUAAGACCAAGAACCCUGUGAUACCGGAGGACCUUACGGACUACAUCACCGGCGCGUACGUCGAGAUGAGGAAGGAGGCUCGGAACAACAAGGACUCGACCUUCACGUCCGCAAGGUCACUGCUGGCCAUCCUGCGUCUGUCCACCGCACUGGCUCGUCUGCGGUUGGUGGAUGUAGUUGAGAAGGACGAUGUGAACGAGGCCAUGCGACUGAUGGAGAUGUCCAAGGACUCACUGGUGGGACAAGAGGAGGGAACCAAACGGCAACAACAACCUCAGGAUGUCAUCUUCUCCCUGAUUCGCGAGAUGGCUCCUCCCGGCGUGAAGACCGUGAACCUGGCCGACGCGAGGGAGCGCACGCUCGCCAAGGGCUUCACGCCCGACCAGUUUGACGAGGCCAUCGAAGAGUACGAGGAUCUCAACGUCUGGCAGGUCAACGCUGCGAAAACAAAAAUCACUCUGAUUUAGUACAACGUAAACAAACAACAUGUUCAAGGUUUGCUGUAGGGCAGAGAAAGGUCAAAACUGAUGUAUUUCACUCUUAGAAUGGCAGGGAAGGUUAGCAGUAGAUUCUUAAUGUCUUCCAGCACUUUGAAUUACACUGAAACUCACUUAGAUACAUUUCUAAUCUGUAACAAUUCUUAAUGUCUUCCAGCACAUAGAUAGAAUUAGCCUCCAUGUUAUGUGGCCAAAGUUUCACCCAGACAACAUUGCAAGGUUGCCAACAUGCAAUUUUGUAUAUGCCAUGGGUUUAGGUCCGGA
Branchiostoma belcheri (Belcher's lancelet) is the source of this 2668-nucleotide messenger RNA. RefSeq names its product DNA replication licensing factor mcm7-like. The record is from RefSeq and is a predicted model, not a curated record. Gene Ontology annotation, molecular function: single-stranded DNA binding; ATP hydrolysis activity; ATP binding. Gene Ontology annotation, cellular component: nucleus; MCM complex. Lineage: Eukaryota; Metazoa; Chordata; Leptocardii; Amphioxiformes; Branchiostomatidae. The transcript has 18 exons. Bases 212 to 2374 code for a protein of 720 amino acids. Gene Ontology annotation, biological process: DNA strand elongation involved in DNA replication; DNA replication; double-strand break repair via break-induced replication.